CAUCCAAAUGCUACAUACAGUUAAUCCUCCUGUAGACUGAACCCCCUUCAUGAGCAGCCCCAUGGAGGAAGCUCACGGCGGCAUGCCGUCGACGACGGCCUUCUUCCCGCUGGCAGGGCUCCACAAGUUCAUGGCCAUCUUCCUCGUGUUCCUCUCGUGGAUCUUGGUCCACUGGUGGAGCCUGAGGAAGCAGAAGGGGCCGAGGUCAUGGCCGGUCAUCGGCGCGACGCUGGAGCAGCUGAGGAACUACUACCGGAUGCACGACUGGCUCGUGGAGUACCUGUCCAAGCACCGGACGGUGACCGUCGACAUGCCCUUCACCUCCUACACCUACAUCGCCGACCCGGUGAACGUCGAGCAUGUGCUCAAGACCAACUUCAACAAUUACCCCAAGGGGGAGGUGUACAGGUCCUACAUGGACGUGCUGCUCGGCGACGGCAUAUUCAACGCCGACGGCGAGCUCUGGAGGAAGCAGAGGAAGACGGCGAGCUUCGAGUUCGCUUCCAAGAACUUGAGAGACUUCAGCACGAUCGUGUUCAGGGAGUACUCCCUGAAGCUGUCCAGCAUACUGAGCCAGGCUUGCAAGGCCGGCAAAGUUGUGGACAUGCAGGAGCUGUAUAUGAGGAUGACGCUGGACUCGAUCUGCAAAGUGGGGUUCGGAGUCGAGAUCGGCACGCUGUCGCCGGAGCUGCCGGAGAACAGCUUCGCGCAGGCGUUCGACGCCGCCAACAUCAUCGUGACGCUGCGGUUCAUCGACCCGCUGUGGCGCGUGAAGAAGUUCCUGCACGUCGGCUCGGAGGCGCUGCUGGAGCAGAGCAUCAAGCUCGUCGACGAGUUCACCUACAGCGUCAUCCGCCGGCGCAAGGCCGAGAUCGUGCAGGCCCGGGCCAGCGGCAAGCAGGAGAAGAUCAAGCACGACAUACUGUCGCGGUUCAUCGAGCUGGGCGAGGCCGGCGGCGACGACGGCGGCAGUCUGUUCGGGGACGACAAGGGCCUCCGCGACGUGGUGCUCAACUUCGUGAUCGCCGGGCGGGACACCACGGCCACGACGCUGUCCUGGUUCACCUACAUGGCCAUGACGCACCCGGACGUGGCCGAGAAGCUCCGCCGCGAGCUGGCCGCCUUCGAGGCGGAGCGCGCCCGCGAGGAUGGCGUCGCUCUGGUCCCCUGCGGCGACGGCGAGGGCUCCGACGAGGCCUUCGCUGCCCGCGUGGCGCAGUUCGCGGGGUUCCUGAGCUACGACGGCCUCGGGAAGCUGGUGUACCUCCACGCGUGCGUGACGGAGACGCUGCGCCUGUACCCGGCGGUGCCGCAGGACCCCAAGGGCAUCGCGGAGGACGACGUGCUCCCGGACGGCACCAAGGUGCGCGCCGGCGGGAUGGUGACGUACGUGCCCUACUCCAUGGGGCGGAUGGAGUACAACUGGGGCCCCGACGCCGCCAGCUUCCGGCCGGAGCGGUGGAUCGGCGACGACGGCGCCUUCCGCAACGCGUCGCCGUUCAAGUUCACGGCGUUCCAGGCGGGGCCGCGGAUUUGCCUCGGCAAGGACUCGGCGUACCUGCAGAUGAAGAUGGCGCUGGCAAUCCUGUGCAGGUUCUUCAGGUUCGAGCUCGUGGAGGGCCACCCCGUCAAGUACCGCAUGAUGACCAUCCUCUCCAUGGCGCACGGCCUCAAGGUCCGCGUCUCCAGGGCGCCGCUCGCCUGAUCUUGAUCUGGUUCCGGCGACGGUGAUGGACCUGGACGCUCCGGUGGCUGGCUGGCCGGACGGCCGGCGCGUUAUGACACGCUCGAUUUAACUUGGCAACUGUGAUAAACUCGUAUAUGUAGGCAGAGUGGAGAGGGUAUUGAUCGAUUUGCCAUUGACGUUGCCCUACUCCAUGGAUGUUUGUAUUGCCUCUAGAUCAUUAUAGUUCGUGUUUGUUCUUGAGCCUAAGUAUUUAUUGCACAUUUCAAAAUGACAAAUGUAUGCAAUUGUCUUUUCUGGA
Messenger RNA from Triticum aestivum (bread wheat), 1985 nucleotides. Its product is annotated as cytochrome P450 704B1. The coding region runs from base 50 to 1705 and encodes 551 amino acids. Gene Ontology annotation, molecular function: oxidoreductase activity, acting on paired donors, with incorporation or reduction of molecular oxygen; heme binding; monooxygenase activity. The record is from RefSeq and is a predicted model, not a curated record. Lineage: Eukaryota; Viridiplantae; Streptophyta; Magnoliopsida; Poales; Poaceae. The transcript has 4 exons.